Molecule: messenger RNA, 1956 nt
Organism: Corylus avellana
Lineage: Eukaryota; Viridiplantae; Streptophyta; Magnoliopsida; Fagales; Betulaceae
Source: RefSeq, a predicted model, not a curated record
UUGAUGAAAGGCUUGAGGGAUAGACUAUGUAUGGAAGAUAUUGCACCGUACAGUCCUAAAAUCCUACUAUAAAUUCCCUUUCCGCAACUCUUUGCUUUGUUCGAAACCAGGUCUCGCUCUUUCAGUCGCUCGAUCGACUUUAUAAGGCUACAUAGUUUGGAGGUUGAGGCCACUCAUAUGACACAUCCGCUUCCUUAAUUGUUAUCUUUGGCGCCAAGUGUGCUAAAACCUUCAUGUUAUUUUCUUUUCCUCCAUUAUCUAGUACUUCAUUGCUAGAAGGGAACACGAAGUAUGAACCAGAAGAAAUGCUGAAAUAAAAGAAAAUCAAAGUGCUGAAAUAACAGAACUGGUUCUGGCUCAGGAAUUACCAGAAUUCAGCUUUUUGUGACACUAAAAGAAGUUCGUGGGGUCUAUUAAUCUUUGGAGGUUGAUUCUUCAUCUUGGAGGUCAGAUAUGAGUCGGGAGAGGUUUUAGUUCCACUUAUUUUCUCAAAAGUGACAAGAUCGAAAUUUUUGGACUCAAGGAAGCUCCUAAACCUCUUUGUUCUGUUGCAAUAUGUGCCAAGAGUUCUUCGAAUCUACCUAUCAUGGAAGAAACAUAUCAAAAGUUCCAGAAAACGGAUCUCUAAAAGAAUAUGGAUUAUUAAAGCUGCAUUCUAUAUUUUUCUAUAUAUCCUUGCCAGCCAUGUAGUUGGUGGCCUUUGGUACUUUUUCUCUAUCCAACGAGAGACGGCUUGCUGGCACUUAGCCUGUAAAAAUCAGAUUGGAUGUACUGGGAGAUCUUUUAAAUGUGGUCGCAAUUUAGGAAAUUACACAUUUUCAGAUGAUGUUUGCAAUGUACAAAUAUCAAAUACAACUCUAGUUGAUUUUGGAAUAUUCCUUGAAGCCAUUAAAUCUGGUACUGUGUCAUCCACAAAUAUUCCACAAAAGAUCAUGUAUUGUUUCUGGUGGGGCCUCCGAAAUUUGAGUUCUCUUGGUUCAAACCUUCAAACAAGUACCUAUUUUUGGGAAAACUGCUUCGCAGUUUUUAUUUCGAUCUAUGGUUUGCUAUUGUUUUUAUACUUCAUCGGUAAUGCGCAGACAUUCAUGCAGAUGGCAACCGAGAAGGCAGCAAAUAAGGCUAAAAAGCUAGAAAAGAUUGAAAAAAUAGAGUCCUGGAUGGCUAGAAAUCAUCUCCCUGCCAAUAUGAAAGAGCCGAUCAUCAACUGCAUACGACAGAGACUGAAAGAAAACAAAGAUUUGGAUAUGGACAAACUCAUCUCUCAUCUUUCCAAAGAUCUUAUAACAGAAAUCAAGCACCAUCUUUGUUUACCCUUGCUAAAAAAAGUUCCAAUACUUGAAAAUCAAGGUGAUCAAAAUCUACUGGAACGAAUCUGCGAAUCUCUCAAGCCAAAGUACUACUGUGAGGACAGCUACAUUCUCCGGGAGGGAGAACCACUGACUGUGAUGCUUUUCAUCAUGCAAGGUAGUGUAUGGUGCUUCAAAACUAGUAAUGAUGAGAAUGUUGAAGGAACCAUCUCAGAUGGCGUUGAUCAUCAGUCUAUUGAAAAAUUUGAGCUCUACGGAGAAGAACUUUUAGAGUGGAGGUUGAACCACUACCCCUCACACAAAAAAUCGCUCCCAACCUCCACCAAAACUGUCAAAACCCACUCAAAAGUUGAAGCCUUUGCUCUAACGGCCAAUGACUUGAAGCAUCUUGUUCCCAUGCAUACCUGAGCAGCUUCGAUCUGCUGCAAAAGCCUUUGCACAUGUAGUUAUCCGGCACCUUAAUUAAGGAAAACAAGAAUAUAAAUUUCUCCAAAAUGGCUAAGCAUAACAGUACUAGCUGUCUUUUGGAAAAUUCAUGACCAACUGUGCCACACACAUCUUUAGUUUUUCACUGUUAAUGUUAACGGUCGCCACUUUCAACAUCUUGAUCAUGUUUUUGUUUUUCUAGUCAGCUUAACUUGUACCUCCU